This is a messenger RNA of Cyanidioschyzon merolae strain 10D, 1278 nucleotides long. Its product is annotated as similar to glucose-6-phosphate/phosphate-translocator precursor. The record is from RefSeq and is a predicted model, not a curated record. Gene Ontology annotation, molecular function: antiporter activity. The coding region runs from base 1 to 1278 and encodes 425 amino acids. NCBI's taxonomy places the organism in Eukaryota, Rhodophyta, Bangiophyceae, Cyanidiales, Cyanidiaceae. Gene Ontology annotation, cellular component: Golgi apparatus. The transcript has a single exon.
AUGACCACAGACUACAACCGGGCAUAUACGAAAACAUUGGCGUUCGUUGGAGGCUUCACGCCGUUCCGGAUUUGUGCGUCGCUUCGGGGCCUAGCCGGACGGAGCAGCAGGGGGCCGGUUUGUUCAAAAACAUCUGCGCUGCCUGUGACGUCGGUACUUGCGCGCAGUGCAACUUCCUGGGCUCCGCGGAGAUGGGGUUUCCCGCGGCGACCCGAGUACCAGUGGCGUGGCGUCCAGGCACGCACGGGUAAGCUGGCCGUCGCGGCUGUACGCAUGGCGGCUGCAGCCGAGGAUGCCGCUUCAGGUGGUGUGCCAAAACCAGUGAGCGAGCUGGGUAUCGCCCGGCGGUUGAAAAUCGGGUCUUAUUUUCUCCUAUGGUACCUGUUCAACAUCGUUUACAAUAUCAGCAACAAGACUGUACUGAACGCGAUGGGCGGCGGUGGCUGGAUUGUCGCCUGGUUGCAACUCGCGCUAGGUAUUCCGUACAUCUUGCUGGUGUGGACGCUGGGAAUACGCAAAGCACCUACUAUUUCUCUGAACGAUGUGCAGAAGCUAUUGCCGGUGGCGGCGGCGCAUACGCUGGGUCACCUGUGCACGGUGCUGUCGUUUGGUGCCGUCGCGAUAAGUUUCACGCAUGUGGUCAAAGCGCUUGAACCUUUCGUGAAUGUGGUGGGUUCCGCCAUCUUUCUGCGGAGCGUAUUCCCGCUGCCGGUCUAUGCGUCACUGAUCCCUGUCGUUGCUGGCGUCAUUAUGGCGUCCGUCUCAGAGGCCACCUUUAACUGGAUGGGAUUCCUGACUGCAAUGGGCUCGAAUUUUGCGUUCACAGCGCGGAAUAUUUUCAGCAAGAUCAACAUGACGACACCAAAGGGGCAGAAUAUGACGCCCAUGAACCUGUACGCUGUUCUAACAAUCUUAUCGACUUUUCUUCUGCUGCCAUUCGCUCUCAUCGCUGAAUGGCGGGUGUUUCCCGCGGCCUGGCGAGCGGCCGUCGCCGCAAUGACCUUACCGAAGCUUCUGGUAUGGGUAGGCGUUAGCGGCCUCUUUUUCUACCUGUACAAUGAAAUCGCUUUCAUGGCUUUGGAUUCGGUCCACCCAAUUACUCAUGCUGUUGGGAAUACGGUGAAACGAGUGGUCAUCAUCAUUGCUAGCGUGAUCGUUUUCAAGAAUCCCAUUGACUGGCGCGGAUGGCUCGGCAGUGCGAUUGCAAUCGGGGGUGUCCUGCUCUAUUCUCUCGUGAAAAAUUACUACGAGACGCGGGGUUCAAAACAGCAGAGGUGA